UAGUUUUGACUUUUUCUUAUUUAUCCCACUACCUCACUCACUCGCAUAAGAAUCCUGAGGCCAACAGCAAAAGCAACACCUUUCUCUUUCUCUCUCGUUCUUUUCUGUAUAAUAAUAAGAUUGAGAAGCCGAUUAAAAGACGUUUUGUGAGAUUAGAGAAUGAGUAGUGUAGUUAGGAAUCAAGGAAGCUGCGUUGCCAUCCGCUCUCUCUCUCCUUCCUCUUCCAUUAACCGUUGCUCUCACGCCUCUGCUUCUUCAGAUGGUGCAACGUGUGGAAGGCCAGCUUGGAUUGGUAAGCGCCUAACUUGUGUUUGUUUCAAGCGAAAGGGAGUUUAUGAAGGGAUCUGCUUUAACAUCACACCCAAACAGUUUCGUUAGCAAAUUGCAGGAGGAAAGGUUGAAUAGGUUGAGGCACCGUAUGAAGGUGUACUUCGAUGGUUCCAGGCCUGAUCACCAGGAAGCUCUAAGAGCACUAUGGUCUGCUACAUACCCUGGAAAGGAACUCCAUGGCUUGAUAUCCGAUCAGUGGAAAGAAAUGGGAUGGCAGGGAAGGGAUCCAUCUACUGAUUUCAGAGGUGCUGGAUUCAUUUCAUUGGAGAACCUGUUAUUUUUUGCCAAGACAUUCUCGACAUCAUUUCAAUGUUUAUUAAAAAAGCAAGGAGGAAAUCGAUCUACAUGGGAGUAUCCGUUUGCUGUUGCUGGCGUAAAUAUCACAUUCAUGAUCAUGCAAAUGCUUGACCUUGAUGCCUCAGUGAAACCUAGGACAUUUAUCCGAUCAGUUUUCUUACAGAUGUUAUCAGAAAAUGAAUGGGCAUUCGACUUGCUAUACUGCGUGGCAUUCGUGGUAAUGGACAAGCAAUGGCUGGAGAAAAAUGCCACGUACAUGGAGUUCAAUGAAGUAUUGAAAUCGACAAGGACUCAGCUGGAAAGAGAACUUCUAAUGGAUGAUGUGUUGCGGAUUGAAGACAUGCCUUCUUUUACCCUUCUCUGUUAGCCAACUUAACCAACUCUAUUAUUAUUAUUAUUAGUGAAAGAGGAGCCCCCAAAAUUACUAGUUCAGGUUCAGCCCCAUUAGGUGUAUUUUUUUACCUUUUCAAUGUUGCGCUCUGUCUUCUGUCCUGCUUUCUUUUUUCUUUUUGGUAAAUUAAUUGAAAAGCUCGUCAUUGUUCUCUUUAA
This is a messenger RNA of Gossypium raimondii (Peruvian cotton), 1176 nucleotides long. RefSeq lists its product as uncharacterized. Lineage: Eukaryota; Viridiplantae; Streptophyta; Magnoliopsida; Malvales; Malvaceae. The transcript is spliced from 9 exons. The record is from RefSeq and is a predicted model, not a curated record. The coding region runs from base 335 to 994 and encodes 219 amino acids.